Trichechus manatus latirostris (Florida manatee) is the source of this 9378-nucleotide messenger RNA. RefSeq names its product cilia and flagella associated protein 47 (gene CFAP47). The transcript is spliced from 63 exons. NCBI's taxonomy places the organism in Eukaryota, Metazoa, Chordata, Mammalia, Sirenia, Trichechidae. The record is from RefSeq and is a predicted model, not a curated record. The coding region runs from base 25 to 9378 and encodes 3117 amino acids. Gene Ontology annotation, cellular component: cilium. Gene Ontology annotation, biological process: cilium assembly; sperm axoneme assembly. Gene Ontology annotation, molecular function: protein binding.
UUGGCGGCGACCAAGAAGGCAGCCAUGGACAUGGAGAGGGGCUCCUUAGUCCCCCGGGACACAGAGAUCCCGAAGAAGGAUGUGCAGCUGCGGGUGACCCCGUCGGAGCUGAAGUUUUUGGACACGUCAGCGGGGAGGGUGUACCGCCUCCCGAUUACUGUACACAAUUUAGGUCGCUGGAACCAGAAGAUCCGGUUUCAGGAGCCACUAAAACCACAGUUCAAACUACUUUUGAACAAUCUGGAUAAAGAACUUGCUUCUGGACUUCAGAUGACGGCUAUGGUGGAAUAUCAUCCUGAUAAAGAUGAAGACACUUUUGACCAACUGCUUAUUUCAGCAGGAAAUAGAACAAUAGAAAUCCCUCUAGCUGGGUUAAUUCCAUCCUGUCAAUUAGAAAUUGAGUCAGAAGUUGAUUUCGGCACACUGGUUGCCAAUAGUAAAGUAUAUUGUAAAGAGAUUAAUAUCAUUAACCAUGGCAAAGCUCCAGGUAUAUUUAUCACAGAAUACCAUGGUGGAUUACCCAUUCUCAUUUUUCCAACUAGUGGUAUUGUAGAUGCUGAGUCAUCAACGAUCAUCAAAGUAGAUUUCUGUGCAGACCAGCCUAGAAUUGUUAAUGACGUGGCAAAAGUCAGUUUGCAAGGGCGUCCAGACAUACUCUUGAAUAUCAAAGCUCAUGUGGUUGAGCAGAUUAUUGAAUUGUUAAACAUAAGUGGUGACAAAAAGUUGGACUGCAUACGCUUUGGUUCUGUUUUCUUCGGGACAUCAAAAAUUGAACAUGCACUUUUAUACAAUAAUAGCCCAGAACCCAUAAAUUGGGUGGCCAUAAUGCAAGACGAUUCAGUUGGAGAAGAAUUGGGUGCAAAUAUUGGACAAAGAACAGAUGUUGCUUUAAACAAUCUCACCUACUUAAGCAAAAUAAGAAACAUAGAUGUCACAUCUUUUAUCUUCUGCGUUCCUAAUGAAGGAACUUUAUUACCUUAUGAAAAGACUGCAAUUACAUUUUGUUUUAGCCCUAAACUGAUCUAUGAUGGCAAAAAGGAUGUUGAUCCUUCACACAGGCAAGACUACGCUCUCUUUUUGAGAUUUGAGUCUGUAGGAAGUAAAGAUGGAUUUUUGAGAGAUGAUGACAAUAAAAUCAACAAAAAUGAACGAUUUCAGAAAGUGGAAUUAGCAUUGACAGGCUCAGGACUUCCUGUUGCAUUACAGUUUGAUCCUGGGAAGGUCCUUAAUUUUCCACCUUGUGUCAUGGGUGAGCAUUCAGAGGUUCUGUGCAUUAUGCAGAAUCGAACCAAAUCACUCCCUGUGACAUAUCACUUCCAAAAAACAGCGCAUUUUAAAAUCAAUCCUAAAAGGGGCAAGAUUGAUGAAGGAUGCAUCCAGAAUGUGAUGUGUUCAUUUAUUCCACAUCAAGUUGGAACCUUUAAAGUGAAGCAAGUAAUAGAGAUUAUUGGUUUAGUGGCAGAUGAAAAUUUGCAGUCUUUAUCAAUGAAACCAUUUCAUCGUAUAUGUUUAGAUUUCAACAGUGUCUGCAAACCUUCCAUCAAGAAAGUUGUGAUGAAAAUUAAUCCUGGUAUAUCACCAUUGGUCAGUAAUCCAACAGGACAGUUUGUGGUCAAAGAUUUUGCGAAGUGCAAAGACUAUGCACCUGUAGCAAUGCUUCAAUCAGCCAAGGCAUGCAUUCACAGUCAUCAAGCAAAAAAAGAGACAGUGAAGGACGCACUGAUAGCCUUUCCCAAUGAUCGAGCUGCAAGUAUCAGGCCUGGAGAACAGGACAAACAUUUCAGGACAAUUUUCACAAAAAUACCAAGAUACAACUAUGUGGAUCCUGAUUUUGCAUAUACUAAAAUUGAAGAAUUAGAAAAGAGAGUACAUCAAAACUACUAUGAAAAAUAUAUAAAAUAUUUAAGAUCUGUGCGCCUGCAGAAACAAGCAGAGAGGGAAUCCAGGUAUCCAGCUGAUGAUCUAAACAUAGGCUUACAGCCAGCAUCGGGUCUCAAGUCACCGUCACUCUCAGAAUCAGACAUAGAAGAUGAGACAUCUUCAGCAGAAUGUCAGAUCAAAAAUGAUAAAUUGCUAAGUACCAGCAAUAUAGCAUCCAAGGAAGCAGAAUCCUUGAGAAAAAAGGUUCUCAAAGGACUUAAAUCGGAACCAUCCACGCCCCAAGAAAAACAAGAUUGUAGCUUAAUUUUGACACCAAAGCAAAUUCAUCAAGUAAUCGUUGGGCCCUCGGUCCUUAACUUUGGUGAUGUUUGUGUAAACUCCACAAGUACUCAUCCACUGCAUAUUAUUAAUAUGCUACCUAUACAUGUUUUGGUCCAGUUAGAUGUUAAUUUGGAAGAACUUCAGAAGACCAACCAGCUUUCAUAUGUGAUUCCACCUACAACCAGUACUUACAUUUCAAUGAUAUUCGAAUCACCCAUCAUUGGAAAAUUUUGGAAGUCUUUCACCUUUACUGUGAACAAGAUACCUGGUGGGCACAUCCUAGUGAUGGCAGUUGUCCAGCCAGUAAAGCUUGAACUAUCUUCUAAUGAGCUAGUAUUGAGACCACAUGGUUUCACGGUGAAAACAUGUUUCAGGGGGACAGUUAGGUUGUAUAAUCGUCAGAAUUAUUUUUCCAAAUUUAGAUGGCAAUCGGUGAGCAAAGAAAGAGGGACGGCGUUUACCAUUCGUCCUUCUAAAGGCAUUGUUGAAGCAUUCUCAUCAUUGGAAUGUGAAGUAACAUGGCAGCCAGGUUUCAGUUCUCCAGAAAGGGGAGAAUUUAUUCUUCACGUCUAUAAAGGAAACACACUGAAACUGAAAUGUGUUGCACAUAUUGGUCACACCAAGGUUAUUCUUUUGGAGCCAAGAAUACUCUUCAGUAAUAGUCCUCAAGGUUUAACAAGUUGGAGGAAAGCCAUUCUUCAUAAUGUGGGACAAAACCAUGCUUAUUUCAAGGUUUGUGACCAGAAUCUUUUGCCAAUCAUUAACAUUGUUCCAUCGCAAGGAAUAAUUCCACUGGGGGGGCUAACUGUUCUGAAUAUCUCCUGUACACCCACUGUGGCAGAAAAAUUUGAUACAAAAGCAAAGGUUGCUAUUCGCCGUGCAAAUGUCUUAGAGCUUAGGAUUGGUGGAUCUAUUGAGAUUGCCGAUGUUGAAAUCAGCCCGAAUGUCUUUAAUUUCUAUGGCACCUAUGUUGGUUCUACCCAGAUUAUUCCAUUUCUAAUAAAAAAUAAAGGUAUAACACAUGCCAGGGUGGAGUUCGAUCUAGAAGAAUUUGAAGACUUUGCCAUGGAUUUUAAAGACAAAACAGCGGAACUUGCAAAUCCUGGAUUUCCUUACAUAUAUUCUUUGGAGUUAGAGGGAAAUACAUCUCUGGAAUGCGGCCUAGCAUUUUCUCCCAAAGAAGUGGCAACACGUGAAUUUACCUUUCACGUUCGAGUUAAUUUCAUGCAUGCUUCAGAAGAUUACCUUCAAGUUCAUUCAUCAAGUUCUCCACCAAGUCCAAAGACAGGGCCACUUAUUCCCCCGUGUUAUGUUAAAGCAACUGUAUUGCAAGCACCAUUGAGAUUAUCCAGUACUAAGUUUGUGUUUGAAAUUCCUUUACAUGAUAUGGAGCAUUGUAAGAAAGUCACAAGAGUUCAGGAACUUCUCUUUCAUAAUAUUUCAAAACGAAGGGUCCAAUGGACAUUGGAUCUUAGUGGCACUGGCAAACUUUUCAAAGAUGGCACAUUCAAGUUUAGUGCACCGACUGGGCAUCUGCUACCAAAUGAAAAAUAUAGCAUUUCCAUAUAUUUCUCUCCAAAUCAUCCUAGAAAAUAUGCAGUGGAUAUUCCUAUACUUUUAAAUGAUAAUCCAGUUUGCUAUAGAAUGUUAUGUCUUACUGGAGAGGUAAAAUCACCCAAGUUAUUGUUUGAUCCACCAUUUAUAUUUUUCAAUCCUGUUCCUUUGGAUGUAACAACUGUGAUGGAUGUCAAUAUUUUACCUCAAAACUAUUUCAGUACUUCAACCCUAUGUGUUCAGAUUCCUACAAAGAUGCAUCUUGAUGAUGACGAGAAUUUCCCUCUUUCCGUGAAUUUUCCAGAGGGCAGAAUCAUCACGGGCUCUCGCUAUGGAAUUAACGCUAGACUUACCUGUCACCUUAGCUUCAAAUCAUCUAAACCUGUGUCAUUUUUUACCGAGGUUCUUUUCUAUGAUGCCCAAAAUAACUGGUUUUCUCUGCCGGUUACUGCAACAGCAGAAAACUGCAUUCUUACUCUUCACCCAUAUAUGGCAAUUCAUCUUCAUAACCGAAAAAUUGUUUUAAAGAAUGAUAAGGAUGGAAGUCUUAUGAAGACUACAAGCAGUUUUCCUUUUCCUUUUCCUACUUCAAAUGAAAUGACAUCAUUAACUACUGAAUUUAAUGAUUCUGAGCCCUCAAAGAGAAAAUUCUAUAUUGGAAUGGGAAUCUCAUAUGAAAAUUUGAUAUUGGACAAAAGUGAAACAUCAAAGAAACAAGAUGAUGAUGAAUCUGUAGUUACAGAGGAGAAAAACGAGCAAUUCUUUUCUCCUGAAGAAGGAACAAAGGCAUAUAAGUUCUUUCAGAAGGUUGUGAAUGCAGCUCAGACCUGGUUCAGUCUGUUUGGGUGGCCUGAAGGACCUCAUUCUUUUUCUAUACCAGAGACUAUAAGAAGGGAUGUGUAUAAAAUACAAUUCUACCCAUCAGACUCAUCAUCCAAAAAGUUUUCCAGACAGAAUGAUUUUUCCAAAUACAAUAAAACUAUUUAUGAUGUGCUGCUCCAUUUGAGUGGAAAAAUGCCACCUGGAAUUAAUUCAAGCCAGUCUUUACCUGUGGAUAACACUGAACGACUAAAGCAACUUCAUUUGCAACAUUCUUCACUCCUCACCUUUCUCAACACUCAAGGAGCAUGUAUUUCUCAUGUACUGCCAGAAUUUCUGUUUGAACCAGAAGAUUAUAGGAAGUGGAUGGAAAUGACAUCUUCCCCUGAUGCCAUGCCUGUGAGUUCUUGUACACCUAAGGAAAAGAAUCCUCUUAUUAUAGAUAUGGACGACUUUGAAUCCUUGAGUAAACGGGCAUGGACAGAUGUAUUCCUUCAGACAUACAAGGUGUUGAUUUUAUCCCGGGUUGUACCACAUUGUGGCAAUAAUAUACCUCCCUUACAUGUACAAAAUACACCAAAAGUCAAUCCUUGUUUUGCAUCUAGCAACAUAUAUUCUACUUCUGAAAGGGUUCUGCUUAGUUGGAUGAACACGAAUUAUGAAAAUACCCGACAUAUUAUAUGGAGAAACUGUCACACAGGCAUUAUUCCCCCUGAGAGGUGGAUAAUAAAUUUUGACAAAGACCUUUUAGAUGGCCUUGUUUUUGCAACACAGAUGGCAGCCUAUUGCCCGUUUUUGAUUGAUUCUCAUUUCGUACAUAUGUACACACAACCAAAGAGCCCUGAACAAUAUCUGCACAAUUGCCUGAUUAUUGUGAAUGUUCUUCGUGAAAUUGGAUUUGACAUGGACAUACAAGCCACUGACAUCUUUGACCCAAAUCCAAUUCUGAUGCUCAUGCUUUGUGUCUACAUGUAUGAAAGACUUCCUACAUACCUCCCCAAGAAGGUGGUGCCCUUUCAUUGUAGUCUGCAUGACACUGUGCUAAGACAGGUUCUACUGAAAAAUUCAAGCUUGAAAAACUUAGUGUAUAAUGCUACAAUUAUUGGAAGAGAUGCUGCUGACUUCUCACUCUCCCAAACAGGGAAUGUUGUGACCAUUUCUCCAAAGAACCAAAUUGAAAUCACUGUGAAGUUCACCAGCCGCUUUCUCCAUCCGGCUGAAGCUUCACUGCUAUUAAUUUCAAAACCUAAGAAUACAGUUGGAGGCGCUACGAUGACUUUUGCUCUGAGGGGAGAAGUCCUCAAUUUCAAACCUAUUGAUAUUAUAAAAUGCAAAACUCCAUGUUAUCAAUGGAAAGAAAUCACUGUCAAAGUUAAAAGCCAUUUCCAAACUGCUGGGGACUUCAAUGUCAUGUUGGUGGAAUCCUCAACAUUUGUAACUUUGCCAUCACAAUUAAAUGAAUCUGGACAGUUCACUAGCCACAUGAACCAUGGUGAUGCUGUGAGUAGCAGUGGAUAUAAAACUCCUGGGAGUUAUUCUCAUUUCCAAAAUGUCUUCAAAACCUCAAUUAAAUCCAAUUUCAUCAAAGAGUUCUUCUGCUCCACGUGUACUCUUCAUCUGGGAGUGAAAGGGUCUUCAAAUCUGGACCUCUACUUUCUUCCCUUUGACAUGCAUACGCGCUAUUGUGUCAUCAUCCUGAGCAACCAAAAGAUUGGAGAAUUAAUAUACAUUGUGGAAGGAGAAGGUUUGAUCCCCUUGCCUUCCAAGUUUGUUCCAAUGAAUUAUUCAACUCCACUUGACUACAACACUUCUCCAGAAGAAGAGUUUAAUAAGGAAGAUCCAGUUCUGUAUUUGAACUGCAAUCUCCGGCAAAUCCUGGAUAUGGAGCUAAAAUUGCCACUGACUAAUGAAGCCAAGGAAAAGGCUUUGGCUUUUGCAGCACAGCAACAGAUGUCAGACAUUGAGUAUCAGCGAAGAUUUAUCACAGGCACUCUGGAGAGCAGCAGUAUCCGCGUGGCCAUCGCCAUCCUGGGGCUGACCACAGUUGAGUCUUGCAUGCUCUUUAAUACCUCAAAGUUGAAGAAGCCUAAGUCCAUUUCAUACGAGACAGAAGUGAGUCUUCCACAACAUUUCCAUAUCCCCAAGAAAAUCUGCAUCCCUCAGAUUCCGGAAAGUCAAGAUAAAUCUCAAAGAAUUAAACCUGCAAGUAAAAAAGCUCCAGAUGGAUAUGUUCCAUUUCCUUUACGAUUUGUUCCUCUCAGUCCUGGACGAUACCCUUGUAAAAUUUUGUUGACAUCAAAGUAUGAUGUCCGUGUCUAUUGCAUCGAAGGUGUGGUGAAUGAAGAACACGCAGAAGCCAAAUUAGAGUUUUCCACACCAGCAUUUGAAGCUGUUACCCAGAGUAUUCCAAUAAGUAAUAAAACAAAGAAUGAAUGGAAAUGUCAAGUUACUAUAGAAGGAAAAUGGUUUUAUGGACCUUCCGUUUUAUAUAUCGCGCCAGGAGAAACUGUGCAAUAUCCUCUCACAUUCAAACCUAUUUUGGAGUGUGAGAUUAUGGGCAAACUUAUUCUACAAAAUGAAGCAAAUGGUAUGGAGCACAUCUUUGACUUAAAAGGCAUUGGAAGACAACCUCUGGCCUUGGAACACAUCGUUGUAAACUGCCGAGUGGGAGACAUGGUUAAUAGGCCCAUAAUGGUGCCCAAUUAUACAAAGACUAUCAGAACAUAUAAGGUAACUUCAGAUCUUCCAAUAGUGUGGGGAUGUCCAGACAUGACCAUAGAACCUGAUAAUGUAGCUCCAUAUGUUGUCCACGUAUCUCCUUGGAAACGUGGUGUAUUCAAAGGUACAAUUUCAUUUACUGCUAAAAGCAGACAAUAUGAUUCUCAGGAGGAGACAGAUCAAGAACAAUCUGUUCAGAAAUUAUUAUCAGAAGUAUCCCAAAUUUUUGAUGAGGAAGACUCAGAUACGAUGUUAACCAACAUGACCUGCAGAAAUGACAUAAAACUAGGGAUUCAGCUGUUUACUCUUCUGAAGGCGGAAACUGAAGAGCAGAUUUUAGAAGCCAGAAACUUUCUGGAAAGCGUGUGCAUUGAAAUACCUCUCUCAAAUCCAGAAGACAGAAUUAUUCACUUAGAUGUCCAAUUAACAAAUCCGGCCCUUAGUGGACUCAAGAGACUUACACUGAAUCCACUAGAAUUUGUCAACUAUGUUGCCAGGUAUUCUCCAGCGACUACAGGCUGUAGUGAGGAAAGUGUUAUUUUUCAGCCUGAUGUAACUCUAGAGUUCUGGUAUUUACUAAGAUUAACUAUUGAAUUACCAAAACCAACCAGGAUGCCAGAAGUACAGUGUGACCUUGGAAAGUGGGUCACUCAGAUUAUUCUAUUAACUAAUCCUACACAUGAAACCUUAGAACUGGAAGCAACAAACAGUAAUCCUGGCAAUUUUGACCUGGAUAUUAACAAAAGAUUACCACUGAUCGUCCAUCCUCACUCCACCACGGAAGUAGUUGUUCACUUCCAACCUUCUGCACUUGGGAGGGCUACUCACCAAGCUUUAAUCAGCUUCCACUGUGCUCAGUUUAAAGAAUGGAGAUUCUUCCUCUUUGGAGUAGGGCUGUUUCCCCAGCCUCUGGAAACACAAAAAGUAACCACAUUUCUUAAUCUUCAUUCACCUAUCGUUAUACCUUUCAUUAAUCCCACCAAGGAGGAUGUUUUAAUCAAUAUCAUGCUAACAAGUCAGGAACCACUCAUGGAUGUCUUCCUGGACCAUUGCUGGGAUAGCUUCCUCGUUGAGCAUUCCGCCUUCUCGUUUAGUUCUCUGACUAGUGUACAAGGAAUUGCAUUGCCUCCUAAAGGAAGUAUGGAAAUUCCAGUGUUAUUUAUCCCUGACAGUAUGAAAUUAUAUAAAACAAUGGUCGUUAUUCAGAUGAUGAGGGCAAAUGGAGAAAAUUGGCCUAUCGACAAUUUUGAUGAAUUGGAUACAAGGACAAAAAGAACUGUGGGAAUAGACUUUGGAGAAGUAAGAGCAAUACACUGGAUAUUCCCGAUCCUUGGACUCCCACAGGCACCACUUCCUAAAUGCCCUCCAGUUGUCAUAAAAUGUCAAGCCAAGAAGCGGGUAGAAGAAGCAGUGGAAAUCACACUGACUGGUGAAUUUUUUGGACAAAAUCCUACUGCAGAAAUGACAGAAUUUAUAGUGUCACCAAAAAGGAGUCUAAAUAAUAAUUAUUAUGAUCUCUAUGGUAAGAGAACCACAGCCAUGUCUCAAAUUAUAUUGAAAAUAGAGUGCAUAAGAGAUGGAAUCUGGAAGUUUCCCUUAACAUUGCUUGCUACUGAGCCUGAUGUGGACGAUGUCAUUGACAUUGAAGGGGUUGGUUUAUUUAAGGAUUCUAUUGUUGACUUCAGGCUGACAAGUCAGACAAGCAAUCCUGAGCCAUUCACUGCAUUCUUCCUACCUGGUAGUGAUCCAGAGUUUUCUGUAAAACCUGAAUUUGGAGAACUUCCACCUUUUGGCACUGCUGGAGCCCUCAUUAAUGUGAUAUUUAGACCCCAGAUGUACAGCAAGAAAUACAAAGCAACGUUAGUAAUACAGACAGCAGAUAUGUACUGGAUGUAUGAAAUCAAUGGGUUACCUCAAAGUGCCAUACCACCGAAGAAUGCACAAGCCAAAAUCGAUGCUUCUAACAAGAAGUUCGACUGUAGGCCAAUUCGUAGGCGCAAUUUUAUCCGUGAAAAUGCUAAACUCAAAAGGACGGGGGUGUCCUCUACCAUGAAGGGUGCUGCUUUGAUGUUGAAGAAUAAAUAA